AUGGUGCUCGCCGUGCCGCUCCUGCGGCUGCUGGCGGGGAUCUCCGCCGCGGUGGUGACGGCCGGCGCGCCCCGGCCGGCGGCGCUGUCCCCCGCCAAGGGAGACGCCACACUUGCCUUCGUCUUUGAUGUCACCGGCUCCAUGUGGGACGAUUUGAUGCAGGUGAUCGACGGCGCCUCGCGCAUCCUGGAGCGUAGUUUGAGCAGCGGCCGCCAGGCCAUUGCCAACUACGCGCUGGUGCCCUUCCACGACCCAGAUAUUGGCCCGGUGACCCUCACGGCUGACCCAGUGGUGUUUCAGAGGGCGCUGAGAGAACUCUAUGUUCAGGGAGGCGGUGACUGUCCCGAGAUGAGUGUGGGGGCCAUCAAAGCGGCCGUGGAAGUCGCCAACCCCGGCUCUUUCAUCUACGUGUUCAGCGACGCCCGCGCCAAGGACUACCAGCGAAAGGAGGCGCUGCUGCGGCUCCUGCAGCUGAAGCAGUCACAGGUAGUCUUUGUACUGACGGGUGACUGUGGUGACCGCACACAUCCUGGCUACCUGGCUUAUGAGGAGAUUGCCUCCACCAGCUCUGGACAGGUGUUCCAGCUAGGCAAGCAGCAAGUGACAGAGGUGCUGAAGUGGGUGGAGUCAGCAAUCCAGGCCUCCAAGGUGCACCUGCUGUCUGCAGACCAUGAGGAAGAAGGCGAGCACACAUGGAGAAUCCCUUUUGACCCCAGCCUGAAGGAGGUCACCAUCUCACUGAGCGGGCCGGGGCCUGAGAUUGAAGUCCGGGACCCACUGGGGCGGAUCCUGAAGAAGGAUGAGGGCCUCAACGUACUCCUCAACAUUCCAGACUCGGCCAAGGUCGUGGCCUUUAAGCCUGAGCACCCUGGGCUGUGGGCCAUCAAGGUCUACAGUGGUGGCCGCCACUCAGUGAGAAUCACGGGCAUCAGCAACAUCAAUUUCCGAGCCGGCUUCACCACGCAGCCCUCUCUGGACCUGAACCACACCAUCGAGUGGCCUUUGCAAGGGGUGCCCAUCUCCCUGGUGAUCAACUCUACGGGCCUGCAGGCACCUGGCCACCUAGACUCGGUUGAGCUCUCCCACAGCUCAGGGCGCACGCUCAUGGCCUUGCCUACACGGCCCCUUUCCAAUGAAUCCACUCAUCAGCUGUGGGCUGGGCCGCCCUUCCAUGUGCCGCAGGAACGCUUCUAUCUCAAGGUGAAGGGCAAGGAUCACGAGGGAAACCCCCUUCUCCGUGUCUCUGGAGUUUCCUACAGUGGGGUGGCCCCAGGUGCCCCACUGGUCAGCAUGCCCCCCAUGAUCCACGGCUACCUGCAGCAGCCCCUGCUGGUCUCCUGCUCUGUGUACAGCACCCUCCCCUUCCGGCUGCAGCUGCGGCGAGAUGGAGCCAGGCUGGGCGAGGAGAGACAUUUCCAGGAGUCGGGAAAUAGCAGCUGGGAGAUCCCACGGGCCUCCAAGGCGGAGGAAGGCACCUACGAGUGCACGGCAGUCAGCCGGGCUGGGACCGGCCGGGCAAGUGCCCAGAUUCUCAUCACAGACCCUCCGCCCCAGCUGCUCCCUGGCCCCAAUGUGACCGUGUCCCCGGGGGAGACUGCCACCCUGUCCUGCCAAGUUCUGGGUGAAGCCCCCUACAACCUGACAUGGGUCCGAGAUUGGCGAGUCCUGCCAGCCUCGACAGGCCGAGUCUCCCAGCUGGAGGACCUGUCCUUGGAGGUCAGCAGCAUCGUACCCAGUGAUGGCGGGAGGUACCAGUGUGUGGCCAGCAAUGCCAAUGGGGUCACAAGGGCGUCCACCUGGCUCCUGGUGCGAGAGGCCCCUCAGGUCAGCAUCGACACCAGGUCCCAGCGCCUCUCCCAAGGUGUGGAGGUGAAGGUCAGUUGUUCAGCCUCAGGAUACCCUGCACCCCAUAUUUCCUGGAGCCGUGAUGGCCUUGCCCUGCCAGAGGACAGCAGAAUCCACGUGGAUGCUGAGGGGACCCUGAUCAUUCAGGGGCUAGCCCCAGAGCAUGCUGGGAACUACACCUGCCAGGCUGCUAAUGAAGUUGGCACUGACGAGGAGACAGCUACUCUCUUCUAUACAGACCCGCCGUCGGUGUCCCCUGCCAAUGCUGUGGUGCUUGCAGCUGCCGGGGAGGAGGCCGUGCUGCAGUGUGUGGCAUCUGGGGCACCCCCACCCCGGGUCAUCUGGUAUCGAGGGGGUCUGGAAAUGAUUCUGGCUCCCGAGGGCUCCAGCUCUGGGACUCUGCGGAUCCCUGUGGCUCAGGAGAGGGAUGCUGGCGUCUACACCUGCCGGGCUGUCAAUGAGUUGGGUGAAGCCUCCGCAGAGGUCCAGCUGGAGGUUGGACAUGCACCCCGGCUGACUGAGCAGCCCCGGGAUGUCACCGUGGAGCUGGGCAAGAGUGUCAUCUUCACCUGCCGGGCUGUGGGCCGCCCGCCCCCAACCGUCACCUGGCGUCGUGGAGAUGGCCAGGCCCUGGGGCUCGGGAGGGGCAGCAGAAGCGGCCAGCGGGAUUCAGGAGUGCUGUUCUUUGAAAGUGUGACCCUCGAAGACCAGGCCUCUUACAUCUGUGAAGCUCGCAAUGUCUUCGGAAAGGCUCAGGCCGAGGCCCGGCUUGGGGUCACUGGACAUGCACCUCCACAGAUCGCUAAUGGUGCCGCCACCAUCCGAGUCCUGGAGGGACAGCCGGUGUCCCUGUCCUGUGUCAUCCUGGCAGGAAAGCCCCUCCCGGAGAGGCACUGGCUCAAGGCUGGCCGGCCUCUCCCACCAGGCAGUCAGCAUUCUGUCCGGGCUGACGGCAGCCUCCACCUGGACCGGGUCCUGCAGGAGGAUGCUGGGAGAUACAGCUGUGUGGCUACCAAUGUGGCUGGCUCUCAGCAUCGCAACGUGGAGCUGGUGGUCCAGGUGCCACCUAGAAUCCAUCCAACUGCCACCUACCACGUCACCAGUGAAGGGGUCCUGGUCUCCCUCCCCUGCAAUGCUUCAGGAGUUCCAGCUCCCACCAUUACCUGGACCAAGGAGACCACCACCCUGACCACCAGGGGCCACUACAACAUGGGCAGAGAUGGCACCUUAGUCAUUUCCCGUCCGUCCCCCCGGGAUGCAGGCGCCUAUAUAUGCACAGCCACCAAUGCCGUGGGCUUCUCCAGCCAGGAGAUGCGGCUUUCCGUCAACUCCAAGCCCACGAUCAAGACGAACGGGUCCCAGGAUGCCCAUACACCUCUGAGAGUUACAGCCAAGGCCGGUGAAGAGGUGACCCUGGACUGCCAGGCCCAGGGCUUCCCACCCCCGCUGGUCACCUGGACCAAGGAUUCUCACCCUCUACUGCCCGUCUCUGACAGGCGUGACCUCCUCCCAUCCGGCUCUCUGCGCCUGGCUGAGGCCCAGGUGGAUGACAACGGCCUCUACGAGUGCACAGCCAGUAACCCCGCUGGAGCCGCAUCCCGCCGCUAUGUCCUCGGGGUGCAAGUUCCCCCCCAGGUGCAAGCAGGCCCUCGAGUCUUGAAGGUGCUGGCAGGAGAAGCCCUCGACCUGAACUGUGUGGCUGAGGGCAACCCAGAGCCCCAGUUGAGCUGGUCCAAGGAUGGGGUAGCCCUUCAGAGUGGGGAGCCCCAGGGUUCCAUCCGCUUCACAGCCAUCAAGACGGCUGAUGCCGGGACGUUCCGCUGCGAGGCCUCCAGCAGCGCUGGUCUAGAUGCCUGGGAACUGGAGCUUCGGGUGCUGGAGCCGCCCCACUGGGGUGCCAACGAGACCAACAGCCUGCUGGAACGAGUGGCGGGAGAGAAUGCCAGUCUACCAUGCCCUGCCCAAGGGACACCAAAGCCACAGAUCACAUGGCGGAGGGGCCCAUCCUCAGAGCCCCUGAGCGGCCGGCCAGGCGUGGUGGUGUUGGAGGAAGGCUCUCUCUUCCUGUCCUCCGUCUCACCCACGGACAGCGGAGAGUACGAGUGUCAGGCCACCAACGAGGCUGGCUCCGCAGCCAAGAGAGCCAGACUGGUGGUCUACGUGCCCCCCGGCAUCCGGGACAACAAGCACAAAACCAACGUGUCAGGCCUGGCUGGGCAGUCUCUGACCCUGGAGUGUGAUGCAAAUGGCUUUCCAACCCCUGAGAUCACGUGGCUCAAGGAUGGGCGUCUGUUCCUAGAUGCAGAUGGCCACCACCUCCUGGAUGGGGCCCGGUCUCUGCAUUUCCCCAGGAUCCAGGAAGGUGAUUCAGGCCUCUAUUCCUGUCGGGCUGAGAACCAGGCUGGGAGUGCCCAGAGAGACUUCCACCUCGCUGUGCUCAUCCCUCCUUCUCUGCUGGGAGCCGGGGCCACCCACAAGGUGCUGGGCCUGGCUGGUGCUGACGUGGAGCUGGAGUGCCGGACCUCGGGGGUCCCUGUGCCCCAGGUGGAGUGGACCAAGGAUGGGCAGCCCAUCCUUCCGGGAGAUCCUCAUGCCCUACUCCAAGAGGAUGACCAGGUCCUGAGAAUAGCCAGUAGCCACCUGCGUGAUGAGGGUCGGUACCGCUGUGUGGCCUUCAGCCCGGCAGGCCAGCAGGCCAAGGACUUCCAGCUAAGAAUCCACUCGCCCCCCACCAUCUGGGGAUCUAACGAGACGGGCGAAGUGGCCGUCCUGGAGGACCACGCGGCACAGCUCCUGUGCGAAGCCCGAGGAGUGCCAGCCCCUGAUAUCUCUUGGUUCAAAGACGGGGUCCAGCUGGCCGCCAGCACCGAGGUGGUCUACAGCAGGGGCGGCCGGCAGCUGCACCUGGGGAAGGCCCAGCGCUCCGAUGCUGGCCUCUACACCUGCCAGGCCAGCAACUCUGCGGGGUCCGCUGAAAAGGCCAUCAGGCUGCAGGUGUAUGUUCCACCCACCAUUGAGGGUGCCCACGGAGGGCCAUAUGCGGUGCAGGCUGUGGCCGGGAGGCCCGUGGCGCUGGAGUGUGUGGCCAGAGGCUAUCCGCCCCCCACCCUCUCCUGGCAGCACGCGGGGCUGCCCGUGUCGGACAGCAAUGUGACGUCACUGGAGGCAGGCGGCAGUGUGCUGACCCUGGAGAGCCCGGGGGAGGCGUCCGGAGGCGUGUACAGCUGCGUGGCCAGCAGCCCUGCUGGAGAGGCUGUGUUGCAGUAUUUGGUGGAGGUGCAGGUGCCCCCGCAGCUCCUGGUGGCUGAAGGAGUGGGUCAGGUGACCGCCAUCGCAGGACAAUCUCUGGAUCUUCCCUGCCAGGCCUCGGGCUCACCGACGCCCACCGUCCAGUGGCUGCAGAAUGGUCGCCCAGCUGAAGAGUUGGCUGGGGUACAGCUGGCCUCCCAGGGUACCACCCUGCACAUUGACCACAUGGAGCUAGACCAUGCGGGCCUCUUUGCCUGCCGGGCCACCAAUGAGGCGGGCACAGCUGGGGCUGAGGUGGAGGUGUCCGUACAUGAGUUCCCAUCAGUUCACAUCAUUGGAGGCGAGAACCUCACGGCCCCUUUCCUGCAGCCUGUGAGCCUCCAGUGCAUAGGCUCAGGAGUGCCUCCCCCGAGUCUCCGCUGGUGGAAGGAUGGUGUGGCCCUGGCGACCUCAGGGGGCAUCCUACAGAUCGAGAAGGUGGACCUGAGAGAUGAAGGUGUGUACACCUGCACUGCUACCAACCUGGCAGGAGAGAGCAGGAAGGAUGUGGCCCUAAAAGUCUUGGUGCCCCCCAACAUCGAGCCAGGCCCAGUCAACAAGGCAGUACUGGAAAAUGCCUCAGUGACCUUGGAGUGUCUGGCUUCUGGUGUGCCCCCUCCAGAUGUCUCCUGGUUCAAGGGCCGCCAGCCUGUCUCUGCCCAGGUAGGGGCAGCAGUCUUGGACGGAGGGAGAGUCCUCCGCAUCGAGCGAGCCCAGCUUUCUCAUGCCGGGAGCUACCGCUGUGUGGCAGCCAACGUAGCGGGCAGCGCUGAGCUGCACUACGGACUGCGGGUGAACGUGCCACCCAAAAUCACCCAGCCACCCAGCCUGCCAGGCCCAGUUCUGCUCGGAGCACCCUUCCGGCUGACCUGUAACGCCUCUGGUGUCCCCAGCCCCACGCUGAUAUGGUUGAAGGAUGGAAACCCUGUGUCUCCUGCGGGGACUCCUGGCCUUCAGGUCUUCCCGGGCGGCCGGGUCCUCACUGUGUCUAGUGCCAAGACCUCUGACGCUGGCAGCUACUCCUGUGUGGCGGUGAGCGCCGUGGGUGAGGAGUGCCGGGAUGCCAUCCUGCAAGUUCACAUGCCCCCCAGCAUCCUCGGAGAAGAAAUGAAUGUGUCUGUCGUGGCCAAUGAGUCAGUGACCCUGGAGUGCCAGAGCCAGGCCGUACCACCUCCGGUGCUGAGCUGGUGGAAGGAUGGGAGGCCCCUGGAGCCGCGGCCUGGCAUCCGCCUGUCCACAGACAAGGCCUUGCUGGAGGUGGACCGAGCUGAGGUGGGGGACGCAGGCCACUACGCCUGUGAGGCCCUGAAUGAGGCAGGCCGCUCUGAGAAGCACUUCAACUUGAAUGUCUGGGUUGCACCAGUGUUCCCCUCGGUGGAGCCCUACACUCUGACUGUGAGCAAGGGGCAGACUGCCAGACUUUCCUGUGACUGCUGGGGUGUCCCCUUCCCCAAGAUCUCAUGGAAGAAGAACGGUCAGCCCUUGCCCAGGAAGGAGGCCGGCGUGGAGGAGGUGUCAGUGGUGGGAAGACUGCUCUAUCUAGGGCCGGCCCAGCCAACCCAGGAGGGGACAUAUACCUGUGAGUGCAGCAACGUGGCGGGGAUCAGCAGGCAGGACCAGCGGCUGGAGGUUCAGGUUCCCCCACAGAUCACUGGUCCCCGCGAGCCCCUCACGCUGGUCUCCGUGGUCCAGGGUGGAGAGGCCACCCUAGAAUGCAACGCCACAGGGAAACCCCUGCCCGUGGUAACGUGGGAGAGGGACAGCCAGCCCCUGGGGACUGAGCCCGGCCUGCGGCUGCAAAACCAGGGCCACAGCCUGCACGUGGAGCCGGCACGGGCUGCCCACAGCGGCCACUACAGCUGCGUGGCCGAGAACGUGGCCGGGAGGGCCGAGAGGAGGUUUGCGCUCUCGGUUCAGGUGCCCCCGGAGCUCCUCGGGAACUCAGACCCACUGACCAACGUCACCACUGCCUUGCAUGGCCCCCUGACACUGCUCUGUGAAGCUACGGGGACCCCGCCCCCAACAAUCCGCUGGUUCCGAGAAGGGCAGCCCAUCAACCCUGGGGAGGACAUCUACCUUUUGUCAGGCGGCUGGGUGUUGAAGGUGACGCGGGCACAGGAACAGGACAGAGGCCUCUACUCAUGCCUGGCCAGCAACGAGGCUGGAGAGGCACGGAGAAACUUCAGCGUGGAGGUCCUGGUUCCCCCCAGUAUUGAAAACGAGGGCGUGGAGGAAGUGAUCAAGGUCCCUGAGGGACAGACUGCCCAGCUGGUGUGCAAUGCCACAGGCCACCCUCCACCCAAGGUCACAUGGUUUAAAGAUGGUCGGCCUCUGGCUGGUGGAGACUCCCAUGACGUCUCCCCAGACGGGACCCUCCUGCAGAUCCUCCAGGCCAACCUGUCCAGUGCUGGCCACUACUCCUGCGUGGCCACCAAUGCCGUGGGGGAGAAGACCAAGCAUGGGCGGCUCAGCGUCCUGGUGGUUCCCACCAUCCUGGGAGUGACCGAUGACAGUGCCAACGAGGAGGUGACCGUCACUGUCAACAACCCCAUUUCCUUGAUCUGCGAGGCGCUGGCCUUUCCUUCCCCCAACAUCACCUGGAUGAAGGACGGGGUGCCCUUUGAGGCCUCCAAGAAUGUGCAGAUACUCCCAGGUACCCAUGGGCUGCAGAUCCUGAAUGCCCAGAGAGAAGAUGCCGGCCAGUACACCUGCACGGUCACAAACGAGCUGGGGGAGGCCAUGAAAAACUACCACGUGGAGGUCCUCAUUCCCCCCUCCAUCUCCAAAGACGACCCCUCCGGGGAGGCCCACGUAAAGGAAGUGAAGACCAAGGUCAACAGCACUCUGACCUUGGAGUGUGAGUGCUGGGCUGUGCCCCCGCCCACCAUCAGCUGGUACAAGGACGGACGGCCUGUGACCCCCAGUCAGCGACUUCACCUCCUGGGGGAGGGGCGCCUGCUCCAGAUUCAGCCUACGCAGGUCGCAGACUCGGGCCGAUACCUAUGCAUAGCCACCAAUGUGGCUGGUGAGGAUGACCAGGACUUCAAUGUGCUUAUCCAAGUGCCCCCCAUGUUCCAGAAGGUGAGCGAUGCUGGGGCAGGCUUUGAGAUCCUGCCUCAGGAAGAGCUGGAGGAGGAAGAGGCCCGGGGUGAGGUGACAGAAUACCGGGAAGUCGUGGAGAACAACCCAGCCUACCUGUACUGUGACACCAAUGCUAUCCCUCCGCCUGAGCUCACCUGGUACAGGGAGGGCCAGCUCCUGUCAGCGGCAGACGGGGUCUCUGUGCUGCAAGGAGGCCGGGUUCUGCAGCUCCCCCUGGUGCGGGCGGAGGACGCCGGGAGGUAUUCCUGCAAGGCCUCCAACGAGGUGGGGGAGGACUGGCUGCACUACGAGCUGUCAGUGCUGACACCACCUGUGAUCCUGGGAGACGCAGAAGAGCUGGUAGAAGAGGUGACCGUCAACGCCAGCAGCACCAUCAGCCUGCAUUGCCCAGCCGUGGGCAACCCGGCUCCCACUCUUUCGUGGCUCCAGAACGGAUUGCCUGUGUCCCCAAGCCCACGGCUACAGGUCCUGGAGGAGGGACAAGUCUUGCAGGUUUCCGCGGCAGAGGUGGCCGAUGCUGCCAGCUACAUGUGCACAGCUGAGAACCAAGCCGGCUCUGCAGAGAAACUUUUUACCCUCAGGGUCCAAGUCCCACCGCGAAUCUUACAGCAGAACUCUGAGGAGGUCACCGCCCUCUUCAAUGGCAGCAUCUCCCUCCCCUGUGAAGUUCACGCCCAUCCCAGCGCCGAGGUCACGUGGUACAAGGAUGGCCAGCCCCUCUAUCUGGGUGAAGAGGUUUUCCUUCUCCCUGGCACCCAUACACUGCGGCUGAUCCGGGCACAACCAGCUGACUCCGGGAUGUACCUGUGUGAGGCACUCAAUGCGGCUGGCCGAGACCAGAAGGCGGUGCAGCUCAGUGUUCUGGUCCCUCCCAGCUUCAGACAAGCCCCCACCAGCCCCCAGGAAGCCGUCCUGGUUCGGGCAGGGGACAAGGCCAUUCUCAACUGUGAGACAGACUCACUCCCUGAGCCAUCUGUGACCUGGUCCAAGGACCAGCAGCCCCUGAGCCUGGUGCCGAGGAUACAGACUCUGAGGGGCGGCCAGCGGCUGGAGAUCCUGGCCUCCCAGGUGUCAGAUAAAGGCGUUUACACCUGUCAAGUCAGCAAUGCAGCCGGGGAGGCCACACGGACCUUCAUCCUCUCCGUCCAGGUGCCCCCAACAUUUGAGAAGCCUGAGAUGGAGACAGUGAGUCAAGUGGCUGGGAGACCCCUAGUCCUGGCCUGUGAUGUGUCCGGGGUCCCAGCACCCACUGUUACUUGGCUGAAAGACAGAAUGCCUGUGGAGAGCACCGCCGAGCAAGGUGUGGUUUCCCGGGGAGGCCGCCUACAGCUGAGUCGCCUGCAGCCCACCCAGGCGGGCACCUACACCUGUGUGGCUGAGAACCCCCAGGCUGAGGCCCGCAAGGACUUCAUGGUAACUGUACUGGAGGCUCCCCGGAUCCAGAACUCGGGCACAGCGCAAGAACACAACGUGCUGGAGGGACAGGAGGUGCGGCUGGACUGCGAGGCGGAGGGACAGCCGCCACCAGAUGUGGCCUGGUUGAAGGAUGGUGGUCCCCUGGCCCAUCGUGUGGGACCCCACCUCCGGUUCUACCUGGACGGCAAUGCCCUGGUGCUGAAAGGCCUGAGGGCUGUGGACUCGGGCGCCUAUACGUGUGUGGCUCAGAACCCAGCCGGAGAGGAUGCCAGGCUGCACACUGUGAAUGUGCUGGUUCCCCCCACCAUCGAGCAGGAAGCUGGCAGUGAGAGGGCCCUGGUGAGCAGACCUGGGGAGCUGGUGAGCCUGACCUGCCCUGUCCGGGGCUCCCCCCCCAUCCACGUGAGCUGGCUCAAGGACGGCCUGCCCCUUCCGCUCUCCCAGCGCACUCUCCUCCACAGCUCUGGCCGUACCCUCAGGAUUUCCCAGGUGCAGUUGGCAGAUUCGGGUGUCUUCACCUGUGUGGCUGCAAGCCCGGCUGGGGUGGCAGACAGAAACUUCACCUUGCGGGUGCUGGUGCCUCCCACCCUGGAGCCAGUGGAGAUCCAGAAUGCUGUGGUAGCUGGCCAAGGCUCCCCCGUGACGCUCCCAUGUGAGGCCCGGGGCAGCCCCGAGCCACUUGUGUCAUGGAUGAAGGACGGGGAGCCCUUGUCACUCCAGAGCCUGGAGGGGGGAAGCAGCCUGCGCCUGGAGGCAGUGGGAGCUGGUGACUCUGGGACCUACUCCUGCGUGGCAGUGAGUGAGGCCGGAGAGGCCAGGAGACACUUCCAGCUGACUGUGAUGGAUCCCCCCUACAUUGAGGACUCAGGCCAGACCGUUGAGCUGCUGCUGCUUCCAGGCGCCCGCCUGGAGCUCCUGUGCGAUGCCCGGGGUGUCCCCCCACCCAAUAUCACCUGGUAUAAGGAUGGGCAGAUCCUGAGCAUGCCAGAGAUCAGCAGCCAAGAUGGCCGGGUGCUCAGGGCAGAGGCCAUGCAGGUGGGUGAUGCUGGGCUAUACACCUGCCUGGCAGAGAGCCCUGCGGGUGAAGUCGAGAAGAGCUUCAGGGUCAGAGUUCAAGCCCCUCCAAAUAUUGUUGGGCCCCGGGGCCCUCGCUCUGUGGUUGGCCUGGCUCCAGGACAGCUGGUUCUGGAGUGCCCAGUGGAGGCGGAGCCAGCGCCUGAGAUCAAGUGGCACCGAGGAGGCGUCCUGCUGCGGGAGGACGCGCACACGCAGUUCCCAGGGGAGGGCAGGUUCCUUCAGCUGCAGGCUCUGAGCACAGCCGACGGCGGGGAUUACAGCUGCACAGCCCACAACCCUGCGGGCAGUACCAGCGUUGACUUCCACGUCGAAAUUCACACGGCCCCCACCAUCCAGCCAGGACCGCCUGCCCUGAACGCCUCAGCGAACAGUACGGCCCUGCUGCCCUGCCAGUCCCAGGGUGUGCCCGCGCCCCUCGUGAGCUGGCGGAAGGAUGGGGCCCUGUUGGAUCCUGAGAAUCCCAGGCUGGAGUUUCUGCCUGAGGGUUCCUUGCGGAUCCAACCAGUCCUGGCCCAGGACGCAGGCCACUACCUCUGCCUGGCUUCCAACUCAGCUGGUUCUGACCGGCAAGGUCGUGACCUCCGGGUCUUUGAGCCUCCAGCCAUUGUCCCUGGCCCCUCCAACCUGACCCUGACUGCCCACAAUCCAACCUUGCUACCCUGCGAGGCCAGCGGCUCCCCCAAGCCCUCCGUGGUCUGGUGGAAGGAUGGACAAAAGCUGGAUUUCCACUUGCAGCAUGACACCUACAGGCUCCUGCCCUCCAAUGCCCUGCUCCUCACAGCCCCUGGCCCUGAGGACUCAGCCCAGUUUGAGUGUGUGGUGAGCAAUGAGGUGGGCGAAGCCCGCCAGCACUACCAAGUGACCAUCCUAGUGCCUCCCACCAUUGCGGAUGACCAGACAGACUUCAUGGUGACCAGGAUGGCACCUGUGGUCCUCACGUGCCACAGUUCAGGUGUGCCCACCCCGACCGUGUCCUGGAGCAAGGCGGGUACACAGCUAGGGGCGAGGGGCAGCGGCUACCGAGUCUGGCCUUCGGGAGCCCUGGAGAUCAAACAGGCUCUCCCUGUCCACGCUGGUCGCUACACUUGCACAGCUCGAAACUCAGCGGGUAUGGCCCAAAAACAUGUGACCCUCAAGGUGCAAGCGUCCCCUGUGGUAAAGCCACUGCCCAGUGUGGUUCAGGCCAUGGCAUCAGAGGAGGUGCUUCUGCCUUGUGAGGCCUCGGGUGUCCCCCGGCCAACAGUUACCUGGCAGAAGGAGGGGCUCAGCAUCCCCUCAGGAGUGAGUGCCCAGGUCCUCCCCAGCGGCCAGCUGCGGAUUGCCUAUGCCAAGCCUGACGACGCCGGGAACUACCUCUGCAUAGCCCAGAACAGUGCGGGCAGUGCCAUGGGGAAGACAAGGUUGCUGGUGCAAGUCCCCCCCAUGAUUGAGAACGGCCUCCCAGACCUGUCUGCCACCGAGGGCUCCCAUGCGCUCCUGCCCUGCACGGCCAGGGGCAGUCCGGAGCCUGCCAUCACCUGGGAGAAGGACGGCCAGCCUGUGACGGAAUCCGAGGGCAAGUUCACUCUGCAGCCUUCUGGGGAGCUGCUGGUGAGGAACUCUGAGGGCCGGGACGCCGGGACCUAUACCUGCACUGCCCAGAAUGCAGUGGGCCGCGCCCGCCGCCGUGUGCACCUCACCAUCCUCACGAUGCCCAUCCUCACCACCCUGCCUGGGGACCGUAGCCUGCGCCUCGGGGACAGGCUGUGGCUUCGCUGUGCUGCCCGGGGCAGCCCAACACCCCGCAUCGGUUGGACCAUCAAUGACCGGCCUGUCACAGAUGGGGUGUUGGAGCAAGAUGGGGGCAGCACACUGCAGAAAGCGGCCGUGGCCAGAGAGGACAGCGGGACCUACGUCUGCUGGGCCGAGAACAGAGUGGGCCGUGUACAGGCAGUCAGUUUCAUCCACGUGAAAGAGGCUCCUGUCCUACAAGGGGAUGCCUUCUCCUACCUGGUAGAGCCUGUAGGAGGCAGCAUCCGGCUAGACUGUGUGGUCCGUGGAGACCCAGCACCAGACAUCCGCUGGACCAAAGAUGGUCUUUCACUGCCACUGCUGGGCAGCCGCUUCCGCCUCCGGCUACAAAAUGGCUCAUUGACGAUCCUCAAGACAGAGAUGGCCGACGCGGGACAGUACCAGUGUCUGGCUGAGAACGAGGUGGGCGCUGUGAAGAAAGUGGUGACCCUUGUGCUUCAAAGUGCCCCAGUGUUCCAGGUGGAACCCCAGGAUAUGACAGUGAGGUCUGGGGAGGAUGUGGCUUUACGGUGCCAGGCCACUGGAGAGCCAGCACCCACCAUCGAGUGGCUACGGGCAGGUCGGCCUCUGCAGGCUGGCCGGCGGCUUCAGACCCUGUCCGAUGGGAGCCUGUGGCUGGAGCGCGUGGAGGCUGGAGAUGCUGGAACGUAUGAGUGUAUGGCUCACAACCACCUGGGCUCUGCCACAGCCCAGGCAGUCCUGGCCGUGAGAGGGGCGCCCCGGGGGAGCUGGGGUAACCUGAUUGGGACGAUCAAUGGCCAGGAAUUUGACAUGGCCACCCUCAAUACCAGUGUGCAGCAGGAGGCACGUUCCGGAGUCACCACCAUCCGCAGUAGCAUUGGCCACGUCCCAGCAAGUGUGGGCCCUCUGAUGCGAGUGCUGGUGGUCACCAUUGCUCCCAUCUACUGGGCCCUGGCCGGCGAGAGUGGAGAGGCGCUGAAUGGCUACUCCCUAACCGGUGGCAAGUUCCGGCAAGAGUCACACGUGGAGUUUGCUACAGGGGAGCUGCUCACAAUGUCCCAGGUGGCUCGGGGCCUGGAUGCCCAAGGACUCCUGCUCCUUGAUGUGGUGGUCAACGGCAUGGUCCCUGAGAGCCUGGCUGAUGCAGACCUACAAGUGCAGGACUUCCAGGAACGCUAUGUGCAGACGGGGCCCGGCCAGCUGUUUGUGGGCUCCACGCAGCGCUUCCUCCACGACGGCCUCCCAGCCUCCAUGCGCUGCAACCACAGCAUCCGGUACGACGUGGAGCGAGGCCCCCAGCCCCAGCUCGUGCAGCACCUGCGGGCCUCGGCUAUCAGCUCGGCCUUCGACCCAGCCGCUGAGGCCCUGCGGUUCCAGCUCACCACGGCCCUGCAAGCUGAGGAGAAUGAAGUCGGCUGUCCUGAGGGUUUUGAGCUGGAUAGCCAGGGAGAAUUUUGUGUGGACACAGACGAGUGCUCGGGUGGCCCCAGCCCCUGUUCCCACUCCUGCCGCAAUGUGCCUGGCCACUUCUCAUGUUCCUGCCCAGCUGGCUUCUCCCUAGCCUGGGAUGGCAGGAACUGCAGAGACGUGGACGAAUGUGAAUGGGACACCCACCUCUGCCAAGAUGGGCAACGCUGUGUGAACCUGCUGGGGUCCUAUCACUGCCUCCCUAAAUGUGGGCCUGGCUUCCGGGUGGCUGCAGAUGGGAGCGGCUGUGAAGAUGUGGACGAAUGCCUAGAGCAGCUGGAUGAGUGUCACUACAACCAACUCUGUGAGAACACCCCAGGCAGCCACCGAUGCAGCUGCCCCAGGGGGUACCGCAGCCAGGGCCCUGGCCUGCCAUGUCUAGACAUAAAUGAGUGCCUAAAGCUGCCCAGAUCCUGUGCCUACCAAUGCCACAACCUCCAGGGUGGCUAUCGCUGCCUGUGCCCACCAGGCCAAACCCUCCUACAUGAUGGCAAGGCCUGUGUCCCCCUGGAACAGAGCAAACAGAAUGGGACUACCACCAACCAACGGGGCCCCUUCCUGCCCUGGCUGCGGCUCCUGACCCCCAGCCCCGGUGGCUCCUACCAUUCCUGGGUCUCCCUCUGGCCGGGUCCUAGAGCGUUGAGCAGUGUGAGCCAGGCUUGGUGUCCACCUGGCUUCAUCAGACAGAAUGGCAUCUGCACAGACCUUGAUGAGUGCCGCGUGAGAAGCCUGUGCCAGCAUGCCUGCCGCAACACAGAAGGCAGCUACCAGUGCCUCUGCCCCUCGGGCUACCGCCUCCUCCCCAGCGGCAAGAACUGUCAGGACAUCAAUGAGUGCGAGGAAGAUGACGUGGAGUGUGGGCCUGGCCAAAUAUGCUUCAACACCCGGGGCAGUUACCAGUGUGUGGACACACCCUGUCCCGCUGCCUACCGACAGGGCUCCAGCCCAGGGACGUGCUUCCGCCGCUGCUCGCAGGACUGCAGCGCCCACGGCCCCUCCACGCUGCAGUACCGGCUGCUGUCGCUGCCGCUGGGCGUGCGCGCCCACCACGACGUGGCGCGCCUGGCCGCCUUCUCGGAGGCCGGCGUCCCCGCCAACCGCACGGAGCUGCGCGUGCUGGAGGCCGAUCCGCGGAGCCCGUUCGCGCUGCGCACGCUGCGCGCCGGCCACGGCGCGGUCUACACGCGGCGCGCGCUCACCCGCGCGGGGCUCUACCGGCUCACCGUGCGCGCCGCCGCUCCGCGCCACCACGGCGUCUACGUGCUGCUCAUCGCCGUGUCGCCCUACCCCUACUGA
This is a messenger RNA of Jaculus jaculus (lesser Egyptian jerboa), 15243 nucleotides long. RefSeq names its product hemicentin 2 (gene Hmcn2). Gene Ontology annotation, biological process: axon guidance; dendrite self-avoidance; homophilic cell-cell adhesion. Gene Ontology annotation, cellular component: axon; plasma membrane. Gene Ontology annotation, molecular function: calcium ion binding; cell-cell adhesion mediator activity. The record is from RefSeq and is a predicted model, not a curated record. The coding region runs from base 1 to 15243 and encodes 5080 amino acids. NCBI's taxonomy places the organism in Eukaryota, Metazoa, Chordata, Mammalia, Rodentia, Dipodidae. The transcript has 98 exons.